CGCGCGCUGACUGUCAUCUUCAUCGACUUCCAAUCUUGCUGUGUUCUCUGGCUCACCGGUCCAAAUCGCACACACCUUUCACAACGUGGCGAAAAUGCCUACUAGUCUCGCCGACUGCAUCUGCAUGCACCAAGUCUCGACGAGCCAAUAUCUGUGCUCGUGGGCGUCCUCUGUCGAAGUUUACCUGCACAUGCUAUUUGGCAGAGCAGAUGGAAACUACACCGCCGCUCGUCGAAACUGUUAGGCGGAUCCUGUCCUUAUCGCUCUCAGCGGCGCUGUACCUUCGGAUUUCAUCCUGUCUAUCAGCUGCUGCAGACACCAGUGGGAAUCUUCCCCAGAAGCGGACGGGAAGCGCCCAUAUAUCCUCAUGGAGGCGUUCUUCAUCUCUUGCUCUCGAACACUUACUGCUACAUUACCCUGUUCACUACUCUGUCCGUACGACCUGAUAUCAGCAACAAGGACUGACCUACAUAUUGUGUGGAAUGCGCACUCUGCCUAUCUUUCAUCGGUGAGCUCGACGGGGCGAACAGCACUUGACAGUGUUUCAGUUGACAUGGCAUCGGAUAUGACUCUCGCAAUCGUUUCGUUUCGUUUCAAACAAGCUUAGACUCCCAUAAUUACCACACCUAGCCUGUGCAUACAGUCAACUCCUCGCAUCAAGCCGAGAACCACAUAAGUGCUCGGAAUUCAAGCACAUCAGAGCCAACGUGUGGCCAACACCCCUCCUACCGCGCGUGCUCUUGACCUAUCAACCGCGCAUAGCUUCAUAGAGCGCAAAGAACAAGAUGAAUGCACUCAGCUCAGCAUCCAAAUUCAUCACUUGCAUUUUCUGCCUAGUCGGGAACCCUGUUACCGGUUUCACCGUUCGUGAUUCAGACCUUGCUGCGCCUGGAUCCCCGUCUAUUCACGUGGCUGCACUAGGGUUGCUGGUCACAUCCCUUUCCUUCCUGUUCUAUGGCGGCAAUUUCAACGACGUAUCCUACGCCGCCGUCGGACUUCGGCUCUGCUUGUUCCUACACACAAACUUUCCACUCGUCCUGGUCCCGGUUCCGAUCGUAUAUCGUCCCAGGAGGUUCCAUUAUAAUUUAUGGAAGCUCUACGCGGUGAAAUGUAGCGACAUUGGAUCUAAUUCAAAGUUCCG
Messenger RNA from Mycena citricolor, 1141 nucleotides. The record is from the annotation of a GenBank genome assembly. NCBI's taxonomy places the organism in Eukaryota, Fungi, Basidiomycota, Agaricomycetes, Agaricales, Mycenaceae.